UUCAAAUAUUUCAAAUGGUAUUUAUUAUAAAGUGGCAUCGUUUUAGGAUCAGGAAAACCAGCUGAUUGAUCUUAUGAACAUGAGAUACAAGAUUCAAUCAUUUUUUGAUUUCAAAUAUUUGCUCUUGCUUAUAUAUGAAUGUAACCUCUUAUAUGGCAAGUACAGCUGAGCUAUGUCCAGACAUGUGGUCAGUGUGCAGCCAAAGAACCGGGUCGAGGAGGCCGCAGAAUGGAGCACUGGACUGUGUGAGUGCUACAAAGACAUUGGAGACUGCUGUUUUGCCUGCUGCUGCCUCCCAGUGUUUACCUGUAAGGUGACCAGUGCAGUCGGUGUCUGUCCAUGUCUGCCUCUGCUGGACUGUAUCAGCUGCGUGCCUCCAGCCUCUCUGGCCAUGAGGGCGUCUGUCAGGGAACGAUACGGCAUAAAGGGAAGUGCGUGGAGCGACUGCCUGUACGGAUGCUGCUGUUAUACACUAUCUUGGCUUCAGAUCUCCAGGGAGCUGAAAAGAAGAGCAGCAUCCCACGCCGCCUCCUCUUCGUCUUCCACCUCCACAGCCAGAUACACUGCUCUGACCUCCCUGCAGGGGGCGCACUUGGUCUAGACGCAUCUGGGCCCUCUUCUUUCCCCGGUGGCAACCAGACCAGGAGAUUUCAUCACUCUUCCUUUGGCCUGCAGCCCCUCCCGGAUUACCUCGGAAGGGAUAUAAUGAGUCCUAGAGUC
Messenger RNA from Girardinichthys multiradiatus, 720 nucleotides. RefSeq names its product placenta-specific gene 8 protein-like. The record is from RefSeq and is a predicted model, not a curated record. The transcript has 3 exons. NCBI's taxonomy places the organism in Eukaryota, Metazoa, Chordata, Actinopteri, Cyprinodontiformes, Goodeidae. The coding region runs from base 173 to 601 and encodes 142 amino acids.